GCUCCGCGCGGGGGGGCGGGCCGGGCACCCCGGGGAGCAGAGGAGCACUCUUUGCUUCUCCUUUCCCCCCCACUUCGCACUCCCGGGUACCCUCAAACCAGUCCACGCUGCUUCCCUCUCCCUCUCUUCUCGCCCCCCGGCAAACUUUCGGUCCCUUCCCCGCCCCUCGCCCGUUAUUCGUCGUGGCUCGAGCCCGGCCGCGCCGCCCCGAGGGCUCCUCCGGACCUCCCUGCCUGCAGCUCCGACCAUUACAGGAUCCAGAAACAUGUCGACCACACUUCUGUCCGCCUUCUACGAUAUCGACUUCUUGUGCAAGACGGAGAAAUCCCUGGCCAACCUCAAUCUGAACAUGCUGGACAAGAAGGCGGUGGGGACGCCCGUGGCCGCCGCCCCCAGCUCGGGCUUCACGCCGGGCUUCCUCCGACGGCACUCGGCCAGCAACCUGCACGCGCUCGCCCACCCUACGCCUAGCCCUGGCAGCUGCUCACCCAAGUUCCCGGGCGCGGCUAACGGCAGCAGCUGUGGCAGCGGGGCGGCCGGCGGCCCGGCCUCCUAUGGCACCCUCAAGGAGCCGUCGGGGGGCGGCGGCACGGCCCUGCUGAACAAGGAGAACAAAUUUCGGGACCGCUCGUUCAGCGAGAACGGAGAGCGCAGCCAGCACCUCCUGCACCUGCAGCAACAGCAGAAGGGUGGUGGCGGCUCCCAGAUCAACUCGACGCGCUACAAAACUGAGCUGUGCCGGCCCUUCGAGGAGAGCGGCACGUGCAAGUAUGGCGAGAAGUGCCAGUUCGCGCACGGCUUCCACGAGCUGCGCAGCCUGACCCGGCACCCGAAGUACAAGACGGAGCUGUGCCGCACCUUCCACACCAUCGGCUUCUGCCCCUACGGGCCGCGCUGCCACUUCAUCCACAACGCCGAUGAGCGACGGCCCGCGCCGUCGGGGGGCGCCUCUGGGGACCUGCGCACCUUCAGCGCGCGCGACGCGCUGCAUCUGGGCUUCCCGCGGGAGCCGCGGCCCAAGCUACACCACAGCCUCAGCUUCUCGGGCUUCCCGUCGGGCCACCACCAGCCCCCGGGGAGCCUCGAGUCGCCGCUGCUGCUCGACAGCCCCACGUCUCGCACUCCGCCGCCGCCCUCCUGCUCCUCGGCCUCGUCCUGCUCCUCGUCCGCUUCGUCCUGCUCGUCGGCCUCGGCGGCCUCCACGCCCUCUGGCGCCCCGACGUGCUGUGCCUCGGCGGCGGCAGCGGCCGCGGCCGCACUGCUGUAUGGCACCGGGGGCGCCGAGGACCUGCUGGCGCCGGGCGCUCCGUGCGCCGCCUGCUCGUCCGCCUCGUGCGCAAACAACGCUUUCGCCUUCGGCCCGGAGCUGAGCAGCCUCAUCACGCCGCUUGCCAUCCAGACCCACAACUUCGCCGCCGUGGCCGCCGCCGCCUACUAUCGCAGCCAGCAGCAGCAGCAGCAGCAGCAGCAGCAGCAGCAGCAGGGCCUGGUGCCCCCCGCGCAGCCCCCGGCGCCGCCCAGCGCGCCCCUCCCUUCCAGCGCCGCCGCGCCGCCCUCGCCGCCCUUCAGUUUCCAGCUGCCGCGCCGCCUGUCCGAGUCUCCCGUGUUCGACGCGCCUCCCAGUCCCCCGGACUCGCUGUCGGAUCGCGACAGCUACCUGAGCGGCUCCUUGAGCUCGGGCAGCCUCAGCGGCUCCGAGUCCCCCAGCCUCGACCCCGGCCGCCGCCUGCCCAUCUUCAGCCGUCUCUCCAUCUCCGACGACUGAGGCAAGAGGGCGCCAGUGAGGAGGAAGGGAAGGCCGUUCUGGGGGUGUCGGAGGGUGCCCCUGCCAUCUCGCCCCUGCUAGGGGCAGGGGGCCAC
Diceros bicornis minor is the source of this 1860-nucleotide messenger RNA. It is a transcript of the gene ZFP36L2, whose product is annotated as ZFP36 ring finger protein like 2. Gene Ontology annotation, molecular function: mRNA binding; metal ion binding. Bases 266 to 1765 code for a protein of 499 amino acids. The transcript is spliced from 2 exons. NCBI's taxonomy places the organism in Eukaryota, Metazoa, Chordata, Mammalia, Perissodactyla, Rhinocerotidae. The record is from RefSeq and is a predicted model, not a curated record.